This is a messenger RNA of Cooperia oncophora, 258 nucleotides long. The record is from the annotation of a GenBank genome assembly. Lineage: Eukaryota; Metazoa; Nematoda; Chromadorea; Rhabditida; Trichostrongylidae.
AUGGAGGAUAUCUACGUGCGUCCACAAUUUCGUCGUAAAGGCUACGGUCGACUGCUAUGGCGAGAAUUGGGAGUGUUGGCCAAGGAGCUGCAUGUGAAACGACUGCAGUGGAAUGUACUCGACUGGAAUUCCAGUGCGAUCGCUUUCUAUGAGACGAUGCCGAGCGAGAAUAUCACAAAGAAGGAAGGGUGGUUACUGUAUCGACUAGAUGCCCAGGGGAUAGCUGCUUUGGCAGAAUCGAAGCCGGCGACACGGUAA